This is a messenger RNA of Exaiptasia diaphana, 3794 nucleotides long. RefSeq names its product solute carrier family 15 member 2-like. The record is from RefSeq and is a predicted model, not a curated record. The transcript has 22 exons. Gene Ontology annotation, molecular function: dipeptide transmembrane transporter activity. The coding region runs from base 349 to 2535 and encodes 728 amino acids. Lineage: Eukaryota; Metazoa; Cnidaria; Anthozoa; Actiniaria; Aiptasiidae. Gene Ontology annotation, biological process: transmembrane transport; oligopeptide transport. Gene Ontology annotation, cellular component: membrane.
GAUGCACUGAACUGUAAUCACACAUACUUUUGGCCAUCGACACAUAUUGUAAAUGACUAAUCUCGUGCUACCCGUCCACAACUGUAGUUCUCUCAUAUAUUAUUCAUCCCACUGAAGGUUUAAGUCUGCCUUUACGAUCGAAGCGUGGUGAUCAAGUCUUCCAAGAUUCCAUUUGCUAAUAUAAGGAUGUCAAUUUCACGAAGGCUAAGAKGAUUUAUAAACAUUUGAUGUGUUGGUCGGCUGACAGAGAUCAAGAAUCAGCUUGUGGUUGUUUUGUCAAUAAAUUAACGGCUAUCAAAGUAUUUUAACCUAAACUCGGACCACCGGUAGCGAAAAUAUCGAGACAAAAUGUCGACUACAGAAUAUACACCGUUAAACGAUACAGACGAUGAAAACACUUCGAAAGAAAAAGAAGGGACUGGYGAAAGAAAACAAUCACUAUUAGAGAAUGUCUUAGGAAAAACUGGUUAUCCCAUGAGUGUUUGGUUUAUUUUGGGAAAUGAGUUCUGUGAAAGAUUCUCCUAUUAUGGGAUGCACGCUAUUUUAGUCAUCUAUCUUACACACAUGCUUAAAUUGAGUGGCGAUAAAGCAACAGCAAUCUAUCAUGCAUUCAAUAUGUUGUGCUACUUUAGUCCUUUACUUGGAGCAAUUCUAGCAGAUAGCUGGCUUGGAAAAUACAAGACCAUUCUUUAUGUAUCAAUUAUCUAUGCCAUUGGUAAUAUUGUGGUUGCUGUGACAUCAAUACCAGCUAUACUGGCAAAAGUCAAAUUGACUGGUGUUAUGAUUGGUCUGCUUCUUAUUGCUAUUGGUACAGGAGGAAUAAAGCCAUGUGUAUCAGCAUUUGGUGGUGAUCAGUUCACUGCAGCUCAGGAACGACUUCUUCAAAGUUUUUUCUCAAUAUUUUACUUUGCCAUUAAUCUUGGAAGUCUUUUAUCAAUGAUAAUUACACCAAUAUUGAGAGGUGAUGUUAAUUGUUUUGGUGCCAAUUGUUAUCCARUGGCGUUUGGUGUUCCUGCUAUAUUAAUGAUUGCAUCUGUAGGAUUGUUCUGGUGUGGACGCAAGAAGUACAAGAUUGUUCCUCCGGAGGGUAAUGUUGUAACGCUGGUGGUUUGUGCUGUAGGGUAUGCCAUUAAAAGGCGAUUCAACAAUAAAGAUAAAAACGAAAAGAAAGAACAUUGGAUGGACUGGGCGCAGGACAAAUARGGGGAAAAGAUGGUCAGUGACAUCAAAGCACUUUUCAAGGUSCUCUUCAUGUUUUUACCUAUGCCUGUAUUCUGGACGCUUUUUGAUCAACAGGGAUCUCGUUGGACUCUCCAAGCAGAAGAAAUGGAUGGUGAUAUUGGUGCUCUUGGAACACUCAAACCUGACCAAGUACAGGCACUCAAUCCAGUGUUUAUUCUUYUUCUUAUCCCAAUAUUUGAAUACAUCGUAUACCCUCUUCUUAGCAAAUGCAAUCUUCUCGUAAAGCCUCUGCAACGUAUGUGUGCCGGAAUGUUGUUGGCAGCAUUGUCCUUCGUAUUUGCGGCGUUUUUGCAAAUGGCUGUGCAACGUAGCCGUCUUCAUGUCGUUGAACCACCAAACGGAUUUGCAAAUCUCAAGAUUAUKAAUGCUGCUCCUUGUUCUUUAAGUGUAUCUGGCCUUGAACUUGAUACAACCAUUCCUGUUGAUGAGGUUUCAAAAUAUUUACACAUUCCUGUGACCCUUGACUCACUUAAAGUCGAAGGUAAAGACUGCCCGUCACCAUUGAAAAAGACUUUUCCACUAAAAGUAGACGAACAUAGUGUUUCUACCUUUGUCAUUGGCACACAAAAGGACCAACUUGUUGGACAGAAGUUAACCGACGCCAUUGCUCCUUUAAAAGCUGGAGUGGUCAAAGUUAGAUUCGUGUAUCUUGGCGGAAAUAUUGCUGAUAAAGUUGAUAUUAGCCUCAACAAAACCCUYAAGUACACUGGAAUUACCGACCUAAUGCCAGAUACUCAAUACAACAAGAUUCUAUCAGAACACUAUAAUGUACGAGUUAGAAGAUUCAAUCAAACUGAAGUACUUUUGAAGAAACGAUUGUACUUUGGAAAUGGAGGUGUUUUCACAGUUGUGGUUCAUGAGAAUCCUAAAUCCCCAGGAAAGCUUGAGAUGACGAAAUACACCGAUGUCAAACCAAUGAGUAUAUCGAUGUUAUGGCAGGUUCCACAAUACCUUACUCUAACUAGUGGAGAAGUGCUUUUCUCAAUUACUGGUCUUGAAUUCGCCUAUUCGCAGGCUCCAGUAAGUAUGAAGUCCUGUAUUAUGGCUGGUUGGCUGUUAACGGUCUCUAUUGGAAACGCUAUUGUUGUUAUAUUUGCUGAAGCUCGAGUGACCAAAAAUAUGGCCCACGAGUUUUUCUUUUUCGCUGGUUUAUUGGCGAUUGUGAUGAUAAUCUUCAUGAUAAUGUCUUACUUCUAUAAGUACGCCUACUACUCCGUUAAUGGAGUCAAAACCGAAGAAGACGAAGGCGGAGAAACCGUUCCCCUUACAGAAACAUCGCCAGAACAUUCAUGAUAAACCUGGACAACCAAGUAAUCUAAUUAAUCACUGUGAAAAAGCUGUUCGAAUUCAAAAUGAUAGCUAGCAAAAUAGAUAAUCGAGAAUUGCUGGUUUUUAGUUYACCCUCAAGGCGGCUAUGAUGGUGGUACUGCAAUAGAAAAAUUUAUUUUAAUAAUGUCUGUAUAUGUUAAUAACAGAAAAUGGGAACGUUUUGGCCACUUUUYGCAUCUUGCUGUUGUUUAGAGAAUGACUUAAAACCUGCAGUGUCUCGCAAUAUCUACCAUACCACCGUAUGUGRACACAUUUUUUCGCUGAUUAUUUUUUUAURGCCGCUCGUAGAUUCCAAACAAAGUUGUUGRUGUUUSGUAUUCGUUAAUCAUUUUCGUCACAUUGAUAAGCUAUUUUUUUCAUGAUAAUUUUCCUAAACAAGCCAUGAGGAGUGAAUGGCGUAUUGUAAUAGUUUUGAAUUGAACAGUUUUAUGGAUCAUAAGAAGAUAUGAGACUGCGUGACGUCGCGAGCGCAACUCCUACUGAAAAGCGUGACGUAACGUGAAAUUGAGCGCGAAAACGAUGCCGCGGCCGCGCGUCUUAAUCAUGGAUCAUGUUCCGUGCGAACUAUGGUGCGAAUGAUGGUCGAUUUGGUUACCAGAAAAUUAUGGCGACAAUUAUGUUUGUACAGAGUUUUAAUCGUAAUACGAAUGAAUUCAAUGAAAUUAGUGGGGGGUUUAGAUCUUAGCGAAGACGAUUGUACUGAUAUCGCCGCCAUUAUAAAAUAAUGCGACACCCAAAAUAUGAUUUUAGGCUAUUAACCAAUUGCUCAAUUAAAUCAUAUAAAUUUGCAAYAGCUGUACAGCUCUAUUCUGAAUUUCUCGAUUAGUACUACCUUGACAUCCCUGGCGGCCGUAUCAGAAUAAUGGUCAUUGCAUGACAGAGAAUUUCUUUAGUUUAUUUACAACUAAGCUUAUAUAUUUAUAGAUAUUGCUCAAAGCACUAUAUUGCCAAUGCUUGCCAAGCACUGAUUUUAACUGAUAAUGUUAUCUUUUUUAAUGCAUUUUCUCUGAAAUAACAAAUCGGGAAAYAAACAAUUAUCCAAAAUUUAUUUUUAUUGAAUGCACUUUUAAGMAAUCAAUACGUUAAAUUAAUUAAUCACGAAUUAACUCAUAUAGUACUGUAAAAAAUAUAUAUGAUUAUUAGUAUGGGAAAUCAGUGCAUCUUGUGAAGUAACCGUUAGACAGGUUGGAGAUAUAAAUAAUAAUAAAGCCACUUAACUUGUA